CACAAACCAAAAAAAAAUCCCCUGGGGAGAGCUACCUUCCCGCUCUUAUACACGUACACACACGUACCUAGCUGGUGAAACUUCUUCUUGUCCUUCACUUGUUUUCAUUUCACUAUACCUCUGCUCUCACACCGUUUGUUUUCUUACGCAGUAAUCCUUCCCAGGUGAAAAGUCACAGAUUCUAGGGUUCCAUUGAUUGAAAUCGUCCCACGCCGCGUCAAACAAUUUGGCCAAGAAAGUCUGUUAGAAGACACAGGACAAAGGAGACAGAACAAGACAACUGGGGACAAAACCAAGGUAUACUUUGCCUUCUGUACGCUGCUGGCACCGAGUGCCGGGUGAGCUGUCGAGUGCCAGGGAAGAACAUUGCUCUUGUCCUUUCGACCUUCCGGCCCACCAUCAGAGGCGAAGCUGUUACAGAACAGCGAAACCGCGUAGGAGGGAAUUCAAAAUGAAUACGUCCAGCACCCUCCGCCUGCUCCGGCAAAUUCCUCGUCUCAACAGCCUCCGCUCCGCUCCCUCAAGUAUCGCCUCAUAUCCAUCACUCGUCCGACCUUUGUCCUCCACGUCCUCCCGUUCCCUAAGAGUCACGCCUUCCCAAUGGGAAAAAGACGAACAAGAUCCAUAUCAUAAAGUCUCCACCGAAGCCACGGGCACCUCGGCCGGCCCCCAUGAAGGCUCAGCCGCUCGAACCGAUCGAGAUAUCGUGGUCGAAUACCCAGCAGAAGAGGAAUUUCCUCGGGACAGGCCAUUGCGCGGGAGAGGGGGCAUCCAAUAUGUUAGGACGUUGCCGACGUUCAGUCUCGAGGGGAGGACGGCCGUCGUGACGGGGGGUGCGCGAGGGCUUGGAUUGGUCAUGGGCCAAGGCCUGGUUCAGUCAGGUGCAGAUCUGGCGAUUGUCGAUUUGAAUAAGGAGGAAGGCGAAAAACAAGCCGCAGAACUGAUGUCGAUGAUGUCCAAGGAGAACACAGACAGCGGCUCCGACGACUAUAUCCCCAAGGUGACUGCACACUAUGCCGAUGUAUCUGACCCAGAAUCCGUGAAUGCGUGCAUCGCCGAGAUUCUCAAAGAGCACGGCAAAAUCGACCACCUGGUGACCUCGGCAGGAUUCACCGAGAACUUCUCUGCUGAAACUUACCCAUAUGAGCGCAUAAAGAAACUUUGGGGCGUGAACGUCGACGGAACAUAUCUGUUCAGCACCGCCGUAGGAAGGCAUUUGAUGGAACGCAACAUCACCCACGGGAGCAUUGUCAUGAUCGGGAGCAUGUCUGGCGCAAUUGUCAACGUGCCGCAACCACAGGCCCCAUACAACGCGGCAAAGGCAGCGGUCAGGCACCUCGCCGCCAGUUUGGCCGUGGAAUGGGCACACGCUCAUGUCCGGGUGAAUUGUAUCAGCCCUGGCUACAUGUUGACGGCUUUGACCCGCAAAAUCCUCGAUGACAACCCAGAACUCAACAAAACUUGGACAUCCUUGAUCCCGGUCGGCAAGAUGGGUUCUCCUGAGGACCUCCAAGGAGCUGUGGUAUACCUGUUGAGCGAUGCCAGUCGGUAUGUCACGGGCGCAGAUCUGCGAGUGGACGGAGGAUAUACCUGCACCUAAAAGCGCUGAUCUCCAAUGUCAAGUGGAGAUGGGCAAGGAAAAGGCCGCCAUGGGAACAUGUCGUUUGAGCCUAGUCUAUACGAGCUAGUGAAUGCCGUUUCAGGUGCCCAAUGCAGGUGUGAAGAAGGGGCACAAAUUGCAAACGCAUUGUAGGUCAUGUGCGAGCUCCUCUUGCUCCCUUAGAAAUAGGAUCGGGGACAAUCCGACGCGCGGUGCCCGUUAGCCGACUGUAACCGCGAUUCCUGGCAAUUUGAAGUUGCGGUAGGAGUUGGAAAGCCUGGCGAAUCCCCGGUGGUCAGGAUAAUGAACAGGCAGCUGAGCACAAUAUUCACCCCACGUUUCACGGCGUGGUUCGAUAGCGUUCGCAAUCCAUUUAUGGCACAGCCUAAGGCCUCAGCCUUUGACAUGAUCGACAUUGGAGCCAUAGUCACAUGGAAGUGAGGCCCUACCAACCGGCAUCGAACCGAAAUUCCAGGAGGAUUGGGCAUCAAAAACACUCCGGAAAUCAUUGCGGUGAGUCUUAGGGGCGAGACCGCGUGAAAGCCAGGGUGAUCCAGACCGCCGCUCUUGAUCAAACGUCAAGCAACAAGGCGAGAAAUGUCGCUACCGGGAAUUUUUGUGCUACAUCCACGGUAUAGCAGCACCUUGGCGGCGAGGUCGGUAGCGAUGGACUUGUGUAGAAGGCUGGCCGCAGCCAAGGCUGCCGCUAAAGUCUCCGAGGAAGCAAAAUAGCAUGUGGCGCAUGCGAGAUAGCCG
Cladophialophora immunda is the source of this 2356-nucleotide messenger RNA. RefSeq lists its product as uncharacterized. The coding region runs from base 452 to 1600 and encodes 382 amino acids. NCBI's taxonomy places the organism in Eukaryota, Fungi, Ascomycota, Eurotiomycetes, Chaetothyriales, Herpotrichiellaceae. The record is from RefSeq and is a predicted model, not a curated record. The transcript is spliced from 4 exons. Gene Ontology annotation, molecular function: oxidoreductase activity, acting on NAD(P)H, oxygen as acceptor. Gene Ontology annotation, cellular component: intracellular anatomical structure.